Messenger RNA from Thermothielavioides terrestris NRRL 8126, 1587 nucleotides. RefSeq lists its product as uncharacterized. Gene Ontology annotation, molecular function: zinc ion transmembrane transporter activity. NCBI's taxonomy places the organism in Eukaryota, Fungi, Ascomycota, Sordariomycetes, Sordariales, Chaetomiaceae. Gene Ontology annotation, biological process: zinc ion transport; intracellular zinc ion homeostasis; transmembrane transport. Gene Ontology annotation, cellular component: Golgi apparatus; membrane. Bases 1 to 1587 code for a protein of 528 amino acids. The record is from RefSeq and is a predicted model, not a curated record. The transcript is spliced from 3 exons.
AUGGCUCCGAGCCUGCACCGUACUGAACCACCGGGGACCCCGCCAAGAACGGCCAUUGGAGAACCCGCGUUCCGGUUCAGCGUUAUUUGCGACGACGACGACGACGACCAAGACCAGGCCGGCGGCGGUCAAGACGGGCGCGACAACCACGGCGACGACACGGAGCCCUUGCUCAGCACCGCCGCCUUCCUUCAUCCUCACCACGCAACGCCGCUGCGCCCGCUGACUCCCGAACAUACGCCCGCCAUGGCGACCGAAGACAGGCUCGCCAGUGGCGGCAUCAGCGCAUCCCCGCCCAAAAAUCCCUUCAAUUUUCAGACGCAGUUCAUCUCUACCGCCCCGGUCAAAUCUAGCAUCGGCCAGCGCCGUGGCCACCGCUACAAGCACAGCUCCAUAAGCGCACAACACCAGAUCUUUCAGGAGCCGCCGCCGCGACCGCCCCCCGUCCUCCCCGCCUCCCUCCCGAUACCAACCCUCAAAGAAGCCUGGGCCAGCAUGCAGCGCGAGCAGCGCGCCCGCCUCUGGUGGUGCUGCUGCCACGCCGCCGUCGCCAUGUACGUCUUCUUCGCCGCCGAGGGCUCGCUCGCCAUGACCGCCCUCUCCCACCUCGUCUUCUUCGACGUCGGCUCCGCCGCCGUGUGCGUCGCCGUCGACGUGCUGGGCAAUUUCGAGGUCUGGCGGCGCUCCAGCAUCCGCCACCCCUUCGGCCUGCAGCGCGCCGAGGUCCUCGCCGGCUUCGCCAUGUCCGUCUUCCUCGUCUUCGGCGGCUUCGACCUCAUCUCCCACAACCUCAAGCACUUCCUCGAAACGGUCGGCGAGCACGUGCCGCACCACCCGACCGCCGGCAGCGACCAGGCGGCGCACGCCGGCCACGCCCACCACGCGCGCUACGUCUCCCCCGGGACCGUCGACUUCGCCAGCCUCGCGGCCGUGGUCAGCACGCUGGUGAGCGCGUACGGGCUGCGCAACCACGGGCGGAUCCGGCGCGUGAUGCGGGUGCCGUUCCCCUACCUGGCGAGCCUGCUGCCCGGCGCCGGCCUGCUCGCGAACCCGUUCCACUUCCUGACGCUCUGCUUCUCCUUCCUGCUGCUGCUGCUCCCGCUCGUCAGCGUGCCGCUCUUCCUCUGGCUCGACCGCCUCAUCUGCGCCGCCAUCGCCGCCAGCAUGUUCGUGCUCGGCACCCGCCUGGCCGUCGCCCAGGGCCUGAUGCUGCUAAUGAGCUACAGCGGCGGCGGGCUGCCCUCCUCCUCCUCCUCCGCCACCGCUGCCAGUCAGGACCCGAGGAUAUCCCACUCCGAAAAGAAGAAGCUCCUCACCACGACCACCACCACCAACACCAACAACACCAACCACACGAUAUCCUCCGUCCUCCGCGAGAUCGAGUCCGACCCGCAGGUCGCCCGCGUCGAGGAGGCCCAGUUCUGGCAGGUGCACUACGGUCUGGCCAUGGCCAACCUGAAGGUCGUGCUGAGCCAGCUGCGCGGGCGGCUGGCGCGGGUGGUGCAGAAUCGGCUGGGCGAGGGCGGGUAUGGGAGGGGCGGGAGUCUGCGGUGGGAGGUGACGGUGCAGUUUUGUUCGGAUGGGUGA